Molecule: messenger RNA, 2283 nt
Organism: Aspergillus luchuensis
Lineage: Eukaryota; Fungi; Ascomycota; Eurotiomycetes; Eurotiales; Aspergillaceae
Product: transcription factor domain-containing protein
Exons: 3
Coding region: 1-2283 (760 amino acids)
Biological process (GO): regulation of transcription by RNA polymerase II; DNA-templated transcription
Cellular component (GO): chromatin
Molecular function (GO): DNA-binding transcription factor activity, RNA polymerase II-specific; zinc ion binding; RNA polymerase II cis-regulatory region sequence-specific DNA binding
Source: RefSeq, a predicted model, not a curated record
AUGGUGAAGCCUUCCAAGCAAUAUCAAUGCCAGCGAUGUUCCCGAACCUUUGCUCGGUUGGAACAUCUCCAACGCCAUGACCGGUCGCACACCAAGGAAAAGCCGUAUCUCUGCACCCAAUGCCCCAAGUCGUUCACGCGAAAAGACCUCCUGGCCCGCCAUGAACGUCUGGCCCACAGUGACGCCGCUCCUGGCCAAGGAACAACAUCAUCGCCUUCCGUGGCAUCUCCCCAAGUCUUUGAUGGCCUUAAUGUCCUGGCCUCCGCGGUAACUGACCAUCCUACGCCUGCCACCAUAUCAGGCCCACAGGCCCUACUCCCAGGUCCUCAUGAGCAGUUCACUCCCGGCCUGGCUGCCUCCGUGCAGGGUCAUCCGAUAGCCACUUCCAAUCCAUCCGGACAAGGACCUUCAGGAUCUGCUAGCUUCAAUGAGCCAUUCGUCGGUUACGGACCGGCAACUUCUUACGACGGUGAUGAUUUUACGACCUUCCUCGACAGUAUCCCGCUUCCCAGCCACCCAUUCUCACCUACCUAUCAGCCCCUUCCACUAUUCCCCGCGUUCCACUUCGACUCCGCAUCAGAAUAUAGCCAACCUGUUGCGAAGACAAACAACGAGGUUACGACCCCCUCUAGCUCCAUCCUUCCUAGACAUGGAACACAGCUACCAUCGCUUCAGCCCGAAGGAGCUCACACGCCUUACAAGUCUCGUGACCCGAGUGCACCUAUCUCGGUUACCGCGCAAUGCCGUGAUCGCAUCGUCGCCGAGUUAUCGAGUUACUCAAAUGUUGUCCCCAAUCCCUACACACCAUCUCGACAUGCCCUGUCCAGAUGUAUCAGCGCUUACAUGACCAACUUUCACUGCCAUUAUCCUUUCAUGCAUCCACCCACCCUCGAUGUUGAUUCCUUGCCUCUGCAUUUGAUUUUUGGUAUGGCUUCCGUGGGUGCCCAAUACUGCCGGGAACCAGAAACAAGCAUGAGCCUCUACAAAGUGGCCAAGGCUGUGACCCUUGAACAUGUACGAAGAGACCUGCAAUGGGGAUGUCUAAGUCCGCAGACGGAGGGUCCGAUGGACCCGGUAUCCAGAGGUCAGGAUAUCAUUGAGACGGUGCAGGCGCUAUUGCUCCUUAUAUCUGUUUCGUGUUGGUUUGAGCGCGACCCGCCUCAUCACGAAGCGUUGCAUAUUCGAAGUUCCAUGGAGACUCUUCUUCGGCAAGGAGGGCUCAAUGACUUACCGGCUCAAGAUGGGUCAUGGGAAAGCUGGAUCCGCUAUGAGAUGGUCAAACGGACAAAACUUAUUGUGUUCUGUUUCUUUAGUGUCCACACCAUCGUGUUUGAUAUUCCGCCGCUGAUUCUGACCGAGGAGCUGACGCUGGAUUUACCCUGUACUGAGCGAGAAUGGACAGCAACCAGCGCAGCUCAGUGGCUGGAAGAGCGCAGCCAGAGUCGUGGGGAACCAAAAUUACAAGAUGCGAUGAACUCAUUGUUCACUCACACUGGUGCAGCCAAGACCAGCUUGGAGAGCUUCUCUUCUUUGGGAGGAUACGUGCUCAUCCACGCGAUGAUUCAGAACAUCUGGUUAAUUCAGAAGGCUAGCAGGCUCCCUGUCUCGAACGGAAGCUUUCUGUCUCCGUCUGUGAUUACAUCCUUAGAGCAGGCUCUGGAACUCUGGUGUCAAUGCUGGGAGCACAACCAAGAAUCCUCGAUCGACCCUUUCAACCCUCACGGUCCUGUGUCCUUCACGUCCACUGCUCUCCUCCGUCUGGCGUAUAUCCGACUCAACGCUGAUUUCAGCUCCGCCCGUCGACUGGAAACAUGGGACCCGGAUGAGGUUGCCCGAUCGCUCAAGAAUAACCUAUCGGUACAGAGGAGCGACCGUCUUACUCGAGCUGCGCUACACUGCGCCCAUGCACUUAGUACGCCCAUUAAACUGGGCAUCAACUACGUCGCGCGCACCCUCGUCGUAUCAUGGUCAAACCAGUACGCAUUAUGCUCCCUGGAAUGUGCUGUGCUACUCGCCAAGUGGCUUGAGGUGGCCACGAUCUCGAAUCCAGAACCUAGUUUGACUGAACAAGAAAACAAACUACUUGAAUUCGUCCUGGAAAUGGUCAUGGAAGCUCAGCAUGGGGUGUCUCGUGAAUGGCUGCUCGCUAAUAACACUCGUCUCAGUGCUACUGUCACCAGGCUAUGGGCCAGGCUUUUUACGGCUGAUUAUAUCUGGCAAUUGGUGAAUCUGAUUGGAAGUUCUCUUAACAGAUAUGCUGAUAUUCUGGAGAGUGAUGAGUGA